This is a messenger RNA of Bemisia tabaci, 3348 nucleotides long. It is a transcript of the gene shv, whose product is annotated as DnaJ heat shock protein family member shriveled. Gene Ontology annotation, biological process: protein folding; protein maturation. Lineage: Eukaryota; Metazoa; Arthropoda; Insecta; Hemiptera; Aleyrodidae. The record is from RefSeq and is a predicted model, not a curated record. Gene Ontology annotation, molecular function: misfolded protein binding. Gene Ontology annotation, cellular component: endoplasmic reticulum.
ACGAAUUUCCAGUUGUGUGAGUUGUCCAUCGUGCCGGAAUGUAAACAAUCACGGUUUGCCAUAGAAUCACCUGUGUUUAUUUUACUGUGAAAUAUUGUAAAUAACCUAGCCGUAGUGUACUCAAAUUAAUGGCUGCGUUUCAUUUUUGGUGCUCUGUUCUAUUUCAUGUGACAGUUUGGAUUAAUUUUGCCUACAGCGGGAGGGAUUUCUAUGCCAUACUUGAUGUGCCAAGGUCAGCAACCACCAACCAAAUUAAGAAAGCGUAUCGAAAACUGGCUGUGCAGCUUCAUCCAGACAAAAAUAAAGAAGAUCCCACAGCAUCAGAGAAGUUCACAGAUCUAGGAGCUGCUUAUGAAGUGUUGUCUGAUCCUGACAAACGUAAAAAGUACGACCAGUGUGGAGAAGAAUGCGUCAGAAAGGAGGGUAUGAUGGACAACAUGGAUCCAUUCACGAGUAUAUUUGACGAUUUUGGAUUUCAUUUUGGAGGUGGUCCAACUGAGGAACGUGAAACACCCAAAGGAGGCAACGUUGUCAUGGAUUUGUAUGUCACGCUUGAAGAACUCUACAAUGGCAACUUUGUUGAGAUAACAAGAAAUAAACCAGUGAUAAAAGCAGCCAAGGGAACUAGGAAGUGCAACUGCCGACAAGAAAUGAAGGCUAAAAGGCUUGGUCCAACGCGGUUCCAGAUGAUGCAAGAAACUGUUUGUGAUGAAUGUCCGAACAUCAAAUUGGUGAAUGAAGAGCGUGGUUUGGAGGCAGAAAUAGAACCAGGAAUGGUUGAUGGUCAAGAAACUCGCUUCAUUGGGGAAGGAGAGCCACAUAUUGAUGGAGACCCUGGUGAUCUUUUCCUACGAAUCAAAACGCUCCCACACCCUGUUUUUGAACGAAGGGGCGAUGAUCUGUACACCAAUGUAACAAUAUCACUCCAAGAUGCGCUUGUCGGUUUUAAAUUUGAUAUUCAGCAUCUAGAUGGACGGAAGAUAUCAAUCGAAAGAGAAAAGAUCACCUGGCCUGGUGCAAGAAUACGGAAGAAAGGAGAGGGUAUGCCCAACUAUCAUGACAAUAGCCAAAAAGGAACACUCUAUGUAACUCUUGACAUAGCUUUCCCGAAGACAGAGCUUACUGAAGAGCAGAAAGAAGCUGUAAAGCAGUUAUUGAACCAAGAAUCUAAGAUCAACAUUUACAAUGGACUUCGAGGGUACUGACCAUAGGAACCAAGUCAUAUAAGUGCUGUGAUUUUUUAAUUGUACAUAAGUCCCUUGAAUUUAAUUUGAACACAAAUCCACUCGUACAUAGUUUUGUAUUCAAAUACUGAUCUCCAGGGUUUGGGUUCCCAAAAUCCCUUCUCUACUUUAGGGUGCCCCAGGAAAUUCCAUGCUUUCCAUGAAAGCACUUGAAUUUAUAAUUUGUAGCUACCCUAGACACCUGCAUACAACAGUGACUCAAUAAAAAAAUGUUAUUCUCUGGAUUAAGUAUUUCAAGAAAAUAUUAGUCGAGUUAAAUUUUUAGGAAAAAUAAAAAAUCUAAGUUAAAAUACUUAAAUUAAGUAUUGGAAAGUAGGGCGGGUAACCAAUUAUCCAUUUCGUUUCAAAAAUCUUUAUAAAUUUUUGAUCCUGUAAUUUUCAUUGAUUCAAAUUACUACCCAAGCAAAAGUUUCCAAACAAUAUUUAACUCGCCCAUUUUUUGUCCUGAAAUUUUUUCAUCAUAAAAAUUAAUACAAUUUCAAGCAGCAGCAAUUUAAAGUAGCAGUUAUUUUUUUUGUCUUGGAAAAGGUUUUUAUCAGUCUGUCGAUUGGCUUUCUAUGAUGAUCAACUUCCUACGUAUGUACUAGCGUAAGCGAAACUUUCAUUUUAAUACGCACUGUAUCUUUGUCAUCUGAUGAAUGCUUUUCAUUCAGGAUCAAAUGAAUUGAAAUUAAAAAAUUAUUCAAAAUAGAACAAAAAUAAGUUCCUAGCAAUUAUUUAUGCAUGUGAGUUUUUCUUUCUCUCCAGAAACAAAUUAACCGUCUUGUUAAAUUUGAAAGAAUUUGCAGUGUAAGCUCUUUUCUAAGCUUUUAACAGACCUUUUAUUCCUCUUCUUCUUCUUUUCUUUACAUUUCUAAUAAUGUAAGUCAAUCCAAUUUUUUUCAGCUCUUUUAUCAUUCCUCUUCUUCCUAAGUUCUUCAUCUAACUGGUUUCCAACGAAUGAAUUCCAUUUUAUGUACCAGAAAUUCUGCUGUAGCCACUGAAGCUAGUUUAUGCUUCAAAAGCUUGCUUUUAAUUGUUGAAAUGUUUUUCUGUAAUAUUUUGCAAGCUUUUCAAGUUUUCACUUCCAAUCAAUGAUCUUCAAAUGUGACAUGGCACAUAAGCAGGACUCCUCUCCUUCCUUCACCUGUCCAUAAUGUGUAUUAAAGUAAUUAAUGUAACCUUUUGUCUCACCAGUUUUGGAUUCAAGCUUGUUUUUGCUCUCUUAAACUUUAGCUUUAAUAUCAAUUAAAAGCCUGUCUUAUUUUUGCCAUGUCACCAAAAUGAUUUUAAUCUGCCAUUAAGUACCUUAUGAUUUCCGAUCAUAGUAGACUAUAACUAGUGAGAUGAGAAGCUGUUGAAAUAUUGGUGUGAGUCGUCUGAGUGGACAGCGUGUAAUGUCAAACAUCAGAUAAAUCAACUGAAUGUUAGACCUAAUGGUACAUUGAUUUUACUGAUUGAAUUAAUGGAUCCAUCCUCUAAAUGUAUACCAUACCCCUCUAAAUUUCUUCAAGCACUGUAAAGGCGGGCAAUCAAACCUGUUUAAUUUGUUGAAAUUUUCAAAAAAGCAAACAUUUGUAAAGUAAUUUAUCACUAAAAUGCCUGCAAAUACCAUGCAGUCUGCUCCUAAAAAAUAAUUGCGUAUUAUAUGAUUAUUAAAUUUUGUAUGUUUUGUCUCCAAUUUUGCAGCUGCAUAGUUAGCAAAGCGUUGCUCUGACAGCGUGUGUGUGUACUUCAAUUUAAAUAUCAGCUUUGAAAAGCAUGGAGAUUAAUACUCUAAAAGAUUGAUUACAGCAUAUAUUGGUAUACGGUGUGAGGAUUCAUGAUAAAAUUAGUCACGUCUUUUUUCUGUGUUGCAUAGCUGUGUGCCUCUUGUAAUUAUAUUUUUCAUUCAUUAUUUCUAACACCAUGUUGGUGAAAAAUGUGGAAGGUAAUCAGGAGCAUUGUUAAUGAAAAAUUUACGGCUGCUCAUCUCAUGAGAAAUUUUUACAUGUGAACUGAAAUUAUAUAUGUCUAAGAUACUUUUGUAAAUAUGUACCUACUUGCUAUAUUUGAAGUCAUAGUGUUUCAUACACAAUCUUGUUUGUACAUUAUAUACGGAAUAAAAUUGUUUUUUAAAAUUUUA